AGGAACCCGAAAAGGCGACAUAGUAAAAAGUCAAAACCUCGGCCCGAAGAUCCUCCAGACGACGUUGCUAUGGGUGAUGCGGAUCAGGUCCCGGAAGUGGUUUCAGGACCUGACGAUAUAGCGUUCGUCGAACCACCACCCCGAGAACGACGCCUUAAACGUUCCAACACUGUGCCAAAGAAAGAGGGUCUCAUGGGAUUUUUCCAAUCCGUUAAACAAAAAGCGACCCGUCAGGAAGUGCCAGAACGGCGCAAGUCCCGUCAUUACCAUCGCGAUGAGGACAAGUACGCGACGGAUCCUGAACGGGAUGAUCGACGCCGGCGGCGGGACGACAGAAGGAGACGCCAUGCAAGAGAAGACACUGAUGCCGAGGGUUUCGCAACUGAAGGUGUUCCUGGAGAAUUCCCAGAUCCGGAGGAGGAAGAAGCGGAGGCUAGGCGAGCGGCUCGCAGAGCACGUCGUGCUUCGCGCUACGGGGCUCCCGACGAUAUGGAAGUUCGCGACGCUGAUGAUAGACGGGCUAGGCGAAAGGAAAAAGAAAGAACUGCUCGUGACUCUCACGAAAGACAACAUCGAGAAGAGGAGGAAGAGGAAGAAAGACGUCGAGAGGAGAAGAGAGCUCGUCGAGCUGCGCGCGAGGAGCGUCGAGUCCACCGACGCGAACGACGGCGCAUGAAGGACGAGAAGAUGACAAGUGGAAUGUCCAGAUUUCCUCCCGAGGAGUACCAAUACCACACUGAACCCGAACCUCAACCUCGCCAUCACCGUCUCGUGCUCCAGAGGCCCCUAAUGACCCGCCGCCAAUGAUGACCGGAGGGAAAAGAGAAAAGAUAUCCUCCUGGGUCCAUUCCCAAGCCGAUGAUCCACCGGAGCCGCCGCCGGUUGUACCGACAUUAGUCGACAUUCCACCUCCUCCAGACGAGACACUGAACACGCACUCGAUCUCGUCAGACGAGGAAGCACGCCGUGACUUGCGUCGGCGGGCACGAAGACGCGCGCGGCAUCCAGAUCAUGAGAUCGAAGAGAGGCGCCCGAGGAGACGCGAUGACCCUCUCCCCGAACCUGAACGAAAGAGUAGCUCUGGAAGUG
This is a messenger RNA of Aspergillus glaucus CBS 516.65, 1089 nucleotides long. RefSeq lists its product as uncharacterized. The transcript has 5 exons. The record is from RefSeq and is a predicted model, not a curated record. Bases 70 to 807 code for a protein of 245 amino acids. Lineage: Eukaryota; Fungi; Ascomycota; Eurotiomycetes; Eurotiales; Aspergillaceae.